Molecule: messenger RNA, 1653 nt
Organism: Symbiodinium natans
Lineage: Eukaryota; Dinophyceae; Suessiales; Symbiodiniaceae
Source: the annotation of a GenBank genome assembly
AUGGCAGAGCAGACAGUGAGGGAAUUGAUCAACUUCGGCUUCUCGGCGGACCGUGCGCGUGAAGCUGUGGAAAACAUUGGCGAUACAUCGGAUGUACAGCUGGCCAUCAACUGGUUGCUUGAUCACGGUGAGGAGGACAAAGGCGGAGCCGUCGAAUUCAAGCACUGCCCUCACAUCUGCGAGUUGCCCCUGGGCACGAUCGUCAGAAAGGCAGCACUCCAAUUCGGCAAUCCGUGCGCCAAAAGGUGCAAGGGCUCCGAGAACUGGGUGUGCCUCAUGUGCGGAGUUACUCAUUGUGGGCGCUAUGUCAACAAGCAUGCUCUCCAGCACUGGCAAGAGACGCGCGAGGCUGAUUCACGAGCUCUUACAGUAGGCGAGGCAGCAGCUGGAGUGUGCCGCCGAGGCCACUUCCUUUCGAUGGGCCUGAUGGACCUCAGCGUGUGGUGCUAUGAGUGCGAGUCCUACGUUGAGCACGAGGCACUUCAGCCGCUGGUGGCCCGAAUGCAGCGAUUGAAGUUUGGCGGCGCCGAGGAAGAGGAGCCAGAGGCCGAGGUUGGCAGUGUCUUGGAUGCCGAUGCGCAGUCGGCGCACGGCUUCCUGGGCGACCCUUCCUGGCCCUUGCCGCGCCUGGCAAGUGCUUGCAACGAGGAGGCCCGACCUGGGUACAAGACCAUGAAGGCUCACGAGUACCUGGAUGAGCCAGAGGUAUUGAAGGCGAAGGUGAAGUUGCUUGCCGAGCUAAUCGGGCGAAGCCAGAAUUGUGUUGCUUACACCGGAGCAGGCAUCAGUACAGCUUCUGGCAUCAGAGAUUAUGCGACGAAGGCAACCUCCUCCUCAUCAUCCUCUGCUGCAAAAUCACCAUGGCUGGCAGAACCCAGUUAUGCGCACCAUGUCCUUGUGGCGCUUUGGAAGAAUGGCAAUCUGAAGCACUGGGUGCAGCAGAAUCAUGACGGCUUGCCGCAAAAGGCAGGUUUCCCACAGAAGGAUAUCAACGAGAUUCACGGUGCCUGGUGGGACCCUUCCAACCCAGUCGUUCCCAUGGAUGGAACUCUUCGCUCUGAUCUGAUUCAGUGGAUGUUGGACUGGGAGGGCCGCGCAGACCUGUGCUUGGCGCUUGGGACCUCCAUGGUGGGAAUGAAUGCAGAUCGUAUGGCUGUCGCCCCUGCGCAGCGUGCGAAGCGUCUGCCCCGAAGUGAGGCACUAGGGACCGUGAUCGUGGCGCUGCAGCAAACACAGUACGACAAGAUUUCGUCUUUACGAAUCUUUGCGCGACUGGAUGACGUCCUUAAAGAACUGGCUGCGCUGCUGGGUCUGGACGUGGCCCAUGGGCCUCUGCUGGCACAGAGGCACCAGCAGGUAAAGGUUCCGUACGGUCGGGAUGGUCGAAAGUCAGCAACAGCCGAGCUGGUCCUGGACCUGAGCGUCGGAAGCAAAUUCCGCGUGGUUGAUCAGCCCGACUGGGACCAAGCCAAGUAUGGAGACAUCUGUGAAGUCGUAGAGGCACCUGAGGAGCUGGCGAAGCAGGGGCACGUGCAGCUGUUGUUCAGGGGUGACGGCUUGAAGAAGCAGGUCACACGCUUUCUCGGUGGUUGGUGGAUCGAGGCUGCCAUCAAGGGCGAGGUAGACAAGAUUCCGGUUGUGCCUGCCUCAUGA